Molecule: messenger RNA, 2220 nt
Organism: Medicago truncatula (barrel medic)
Lineage: Eukaryota; Viridiplantae; Streptophyta; Magnoliopsida; Fabales; Fabaceae
Product: adenylosuccinate lyase
Exons: 9
Coding region: 233-1810 (525 amino acids)
Biological process (GO): IMP biosynthetic process
Molecular function (GO): N6-(1,2-dicarboxyethyl)AMP AMP-lyase (fumarate-forming) activity
Source: RefSeq, a predicted model, not a curated record
CAUAACACAGUGUGGUUCACGCUUCUUCUUUCCAAUUCACGUUUCAUUUGUUUCCUCCAGCCGAGAAUCGCCGGAAACCCAAACACCGUGGUUCACUCACUUCCUCCACCAAGCACCAGCUCGCCGGAAUCACUUCCUCCAGCAGCUCACUCUUCCUCUCGCCUCUUGUCAUCAAAUAAGGUAAGGUAAGCCAUAGCUCGAAGCUUUUGUUCCGAACUUCAAAACCUCACUCAUGGCACUCUCUAACACCACCCAAAUUCGAACCUUCAAUCCCCUCAACCCUAAAAAACCAACACACCCUUUUCCUUCUUCCCAUCUUUCCUUCUCUUUUCCCUCUCACUUCACUUCCAAAUCCCUCAUCGCCACCAGCAACACUAACAUGUUCCGACCUCAUUCCGGCGACUUUGAACUCUCUACUUUAACAGCUUUAUCUCCAUUAGACGGUCGUUAUCGUCAAAAAGUUCAAGAAUUAGCUCCUUUCAUGAGUGAAUAUGGUCUUAAUUACUUUAGGGUCAUUGUUGAGAUUAAAUGGUUGCUGAAGCUUUCUGAAAUUAAUGAAGUCACCGAGGUUCCUGCCUUUAGUGAAGAUGCCAAGUCUUUCUUAAAAGGUUUGAUUGAUGACUUUAGUGAAGAUGAUGUUAAGGAGAUUAAAAAAUUUGAGAGGAUUACGAAUCAUGAUGUUAAAGCUGUGGAGUAUUUCUUGAAACAGAAGUGCCAAUCAAAUGCUGAAAUUGCCAAGGUGCUUGAGUUUUUCCACUUUGCUUGCACAUCCGAGGAUAUAAAUAACCUUGCUCAUGCUUUGAUGCUGAAAGAAGCAAUGAAUGCUGUUAUGUUUCCUGUCAUGGAUAAAAUAAUCAAAGCUUUGUGUACAAUGGCCAAAGACAAUGCCGAUGUUCCUAUGCUUUCUCGCACUCAUGGCCAGCCAGCUUCACCAACAACUUUGGGGAAGGAAAUAGCAAUAUUUGCUGUGAGGCUAAGCAGAGAAAGGAUGGAACUAUCUCAGGUUGAGAUUUUGGGGAAGUUUGCCGGUGCAGUUGGAAAUUACAAUGCACAUCUUGCUGCAUAUCCUGAUGUUAACUGGCCUUGCAUUGCACAAGAGUUUGUACAGUCUCUUGGAUUAGGUUUUAAUCCUUAUGUUGCUCAGAUUGAAACCCAUGACUACAUGGCAAAGAUUUUUCAUUCAUUCAUUCAAUUCAACAAUAUACUAAUCGACUUUGACAGAGACGUAUGGGGCUAUAUAUCUUUGGGCUACUUUAAGCAGACCACUAAGGCUGGGGAGAUCGGGUCUUCAACUAUGCCUCACAAAGUGAAUCCCAUUGAUUUUGAGAACAGCGAAGGCAACUUAGGUGUGGCUAAUGGAGGUUUUUCUCAUCUAAGCAUGAAGUUGCCGAUUUCACGUUGGCAGAGGGAUUUGACUGAUUCAACUGUCUUAAGGAACAUGGGUGUAAAUUUUGGUCACUCUCUUCUUGCAUAUAAAAGCACACUUCAAGGAAUUGGGAAGCUUCAGGUCAACGAAUCUCGCUUAAGCGAAGACUUGGACCAGUGCUGGGAGGUGCUUGCUGAACCAAUCCAGACGGUUAUGCGGAGAUACGGUGUUCCCGAGCCUUAUGAGAAGUUAAAAGAGCUAACAAGAGGAAAAGCAAUUACCAAAGAGAGCAUAAGAGACUUCAUCGAAGGCUUAGAUAUUCCACAAGAUGCAAAGGCCUAUCUCUUAAAGUUAACGCCACACACUUACGUUGGAUCAGCCGUUGAGUUGGCCAGAACUGUAGAACAUGAAGUGAAUAAUAUUUUGAACGGAGUAAUCUCAUAAACAAGUAGUUGAAACUUGAAUCAGUUCUAUUGAGAUUUUGAUUAAUUAGUGAGAGACUACUUUGCUGACAAAUGACAAUGCAAUUUUGUGACCUGAUACUCACCAUCGAUGAUCAUCAGUCGGUAAACGAACCUUCAGAUAAGUUGUUUCAUUUAUGAAAAAGGGCAUGAUUCGGUGAUUAUGAAAAACCAUAGUGAUGUAGAAUGAUAUUCAGGAUUUAAGUUUUGACUGAUAGGUAAAUUGUAUUGUUGUCGAGUUUGUUGCAAUUCGGAAGUGUUGGACCUUAAUAAGAGCAUAGGUCUGAUAAUUCAAACAAUCCAGCUAUGGAUUGACUCCAAAAUAACAGAAUUUCUGAAAUCUAUUUUCCAAAUAUCUAAAUGCAUUAGGAAAAUUUCAUUUCUCUUUUCAUA